AUGGAUGAAGUUGACAGUCUUAUGAAUGAAACCGUAGCUAAUAAUUCUACAGUAGCUUUUACUCCAGAUGCCGGAAUUUCCUCUGCUGCCUUGUUUUUUAUGGCCAUAAUUCCUAUUUACAUCGGUUGCCAUAAGUCCAUCAAAGCGGUUGAAGAAUCUAUGAAGCAAGAAUCCUCUGAAUUAACCGUUUUAAAACCCAAAGAAGUGGCAAUGUUUCCUGUGAUUGCCUCUUGCACACUAUUUGGUAUUUUCUUGGUGUUUAAGGUUAUUGCAGCCGAGCAUAUUAAUAUGCUCCUUUCCGUUUAUUCCUUUAUUUUGGGAUGUCAAACUGUGUUCACUUUGUCGAGGCCUUUGUCAAGACUCCUUCCAAACUCUCUAUCAACGACACGGUUUACUUUGACACUAAGGCAAACACAUGAAGGGGAUGACAGAGAUAUUGAGGAUUUUAAAUUUGAAUUUGACAAACGAGACGCUUUGCCGUUUCUGGUAGCCAUAUCAACGAGCAUUGCUUAUGUUACUACCAAGCACUGGAUGGCUAAUAACAUAAUCGGUAUUUCUAUUGCGAUUACUGGGAUCCAGUAUCUACACCUUGAUCGUGUCAUCAAUGGAUGCAUUCUCCUUGGCGGUCUGUUUGUUUAUGAUAUCUUUUGGGUAUUCGGAACCGGUGUUAUGGUUUUUGUGGCCACAAACUUUGAUGCUCCAGUUAAAGUAGUCUUUCCAAGAGAUUUCCUUACAAAGGGCUUCCUCUCGAAAAAUGUUGGAAUGCUUGGACUUGGUGAUAUCGUCAUACCAGGAAUUUUCUUAGCUAUUCUUCUCCGAUUUGACGCCAAGCUUAACAGAAAUGGGAGUCGAUUGUAUUUCUGGACCGGUUAUAUCGCUUACAUCAUUGGUCUUCUUUUAACCUUCAUUUUCAUGUACACCUUCCGACAUGCCCAGCCCGCCUUACUCUAUUUGGUCCCAACUUGUUUGGGUUUCCCUCUUGCCAUGGCGCUCGUUAGGGGAGAUUUCGAACAACUCAUGGCUUACAAAGACAUUCCCGAAGAGGUGGAGGCGCGCAUUAAGGCAUUGAAGGAAGAAAAUGUGAAGAAAAGUGCUCAAUUAACUCACCUCGGACAUAUGGCUAAGACACGACGCUUUCAACGCAAUAUUUGCCGAGUGAGUGGGAAAAAGGCAUGGACAUAA
Rodentolepis nana is the source of this 1182-nucleotide messenger RNA. NCBI's taxonomy places the organism in Eukaryota, Metazoa, Platyhelminthes, Cestoda, Cyclophyllidea, Hymenolepididae. The record is from the annotation of a GenBank genome assembly.